AUGCCCUCCCAGGAGGAACAAGAAUUGCUGGCCAGGAUCGGCCAACUUGCUGGCAAGAUCAACCUCCACAAGGCUCAGCAGGCCGGCGUACAAUCGGUCCCGAGCAGCCAGGCCUCCUACAGCUGGAACAACACUCACCGACACGGCGGCUUCCCCCAUAAGCAUCGCGUCGAGCCUUACCCCUCAACCCGAGGGCCCUCGGGGUUUCGCCACCGAUCUUUGGUGCUGAACAACAACGGUGGCACGCAAACGCCGCCGUCCGACUCGCUCACGCCCGAGGCCUCGGGCGGCUCAGGCGGGUCAUCCGGCUCUUGGAUUUCUAAGAACACCCGUGGCCAGAGGUCGCUGAUCAACUCUGCCGUCUACGAGAAGAACAAUGAAGCGCACGUUAAGGCUAUCGAGGCAUCGCGGCAGCGGAAGAACCGCCAGCAGGAUGCGCACGAGCAGUCGCAGCUUGCUAAUCACUUCCAUCGCUACGGAGGCCAGGCAAGAAUGCCGCCCACCCCUACUAACGCCACAGCUACAGGCAAUCACGAAGUUGAGAUUCAAGGCAUUCGUUUCCGCGUCGCUCACAGCGGAAGCAAGCUCAUCAAGGUGUCGGGAGAUCUCCAUCCCGUCAGCGCGACGCCGAAGGUCGCCUUUGUCGGAGGUGUCAAGUUUCACCGAAGCAAGACCGGCAAUCUGUACCGAGCCGGUGUGCUCAAAGCUCAACGCCAAAACGGCGUCAAGAAGGUCGACGUGCCUUGCAGCAUGUUUUCGCUGACUGGUUCAUGCGCCAAGGGCCCGGCCUGCCGAUACGUCCAUGACGCUUCGAGAGUGGCCGUCUGCCGAGAGCUGCUGCACAAAGGGAACUGCGCCAAUGGGGAGUCUUGUGAUCUUUCCCAUGACUUGACGCCCCAACGCACCCCAACAUGCGUCCACUUCAUCAAGGGCAACUGUGCGAAUCCCAACUGCCCCUAUGCUCACUCUAGUGUGUCCCCAGGUGCCCUGGUCUGCCGUUCGUUUGGUAUGUACGGCUACUGCGACAAGGGAGACGAGUGCGAAGAGCGGCAUGUCUUCGAGUGCCCCGACUUCAGCAACACGGGCAAGUGUAAGAAGAAGGGCUGUAAGCUCCUUCACCGCGAGAGGGCAAGCGUCCUUCGGAAGCGCACGUCCGAGGACGAGACGGAGGAUCUGUCGAGCGAUGCCGAGUCCGUCGACAGCGACGACGUGGACUCGGACGAGGUCGAGGAGUUUAUCACCGACGGCGUUGGUGAUGAUACUGACUUCAAGGUCCAGAAGGACUUUAUCUCUUUCUGA
This is a messenger RNA of Colletotrichum graminicola M1.001, 1299 nucleotides long. RefSeq lists its product as uncharacterized. Gene Ontology annotation, molecular function: metal ion binding. The transcript is spliced from 6 exons. Lineage: Eukaryota; Fungi; Ascomycota; Sordariomycetes; Glomerellales; Glomerellaceae. The record is from RefSeq and is a predicted model, not a curated record. Bases 1 to 1299 code for a protein of 432 amino acids. Gene Ontology annotation, cellular component: nucleus.